Thlaspi arvense is the source of this 8831-nucleotide messenger RNA. NCBI's taxonomy places the organism in Eukaryota, Viridiplantae, Streptophyta, Magnoliopsida, Brassicales, Brassicaceae. The record is from the annotation of a GenBank genome assembly.
CAAUUCUUCUCAAAUCUUGUUUUUUCUUUUUAUACAUUUCCCCAAAUUUUCCCUGGUUAUCUCUUUCUUUUCUUUGAAGAAUCUCUCGAUCGACUCUUAGAAGUAUUGCAAAAACGGAAAAUCCGGAUAUAUUCUUAGAUCACGAUCUUGAUUACAGUUUCCUUUUGAAGCUUGAUUCCGCCUGAAACCGACCGAUCUUGGUUGGGUUUCUCGCUCCUCGUCGAGUGAUCUUGGUUAAUGUUUUUUUGGAAGAUACGUAGAAGCUUGAGUUUGCAGUGAAACUGGUAAGUUCUCUGCCUAUAAUGCUAAAGUUUCUCGUUCGUUGGUAUCUGUUAAAUUUAUCGCAGGCUUUGUUUUCGUGAAUUUUCUGUCUUUGAGGAUGGAGUCAAACAAGGACAUACACAUCUGAUGUGAGAUUCUAUCUUCAUUUAAGAAAAUGACAUCGAUGAUGUUCUGUGGUUUUGAAAUAAGGAUACCUUUUUACAAGAACAAAGAUUCCUUUUGUUUUUUUAAGAAGAUUUCAAAGCCGUUUGUUUAUUGUGUGUGGUUUGAUCAAACCCAAGAGAUUAGGUAGACAUUCUUCUAAUGUCCUAUGGAUUCUUGUGGUUUUGAAAACAGGAUACCUUUUUACAAGAACAAAAACUCCUCUUUUUAAGAAGGUUUCAAAGCCUUCAGUUUUUUUUUUGGUUUGGUCAAACUCAAGUGAUUAUGUACACUUUUGGUUUUGUUUGGAAACGUUUUUUUGUUUUUCCUUUAAACCCCAAAAAAGAUCAUAAGCAGACACUAAUCUAAUAGUGUUCUGUGAGAUUCUUAUUUGGGAACAUUGUCCCGUAUGGGUUGGUACUUGGUGGUGCAUGCAUAAGAAAGACUGUCUCUAGACAAAGACUGAGGAUAACGAGGGAUUACGAAAGUCUUAAGGCAAAAAGACUGAGGAUAACGAGGGAUUAUGAAAGUCUUAAGGCAAAAGACUGAGGAUAACGAGGGAUUACGAAAGUCUUAAGGCAAAAGACUGAGGAUAACGAGGGAUUACGAAAGUCUUAAGGCAAAAGACUGAGGAUAACGAGGGAUUACGAAAGUCUUAAGGCAGAGACUCUGGAUUGAAAACAGAUGCCUCUCUUUACUACAACCCACGGCUUAAAAGUCUCUAGACAAAAGACUAAGGGCAAAGAAAGACUAAGUUAACGAGGGAUUAAGAAAGUCUUUAAGGCAAAUGAAGAAUGUAUAACGAUGGAUAUAUGGGUUGGUUGGUGCAUGUAAGAGGAAGAAUGGAUUGAAAAACUUAUAAGUCUCUGGCAAAGACUGAACUGGAAGAUAACGAGGGAUUAAGAACUGAAAAACAGAUGCGUCACUUUACUAAUCACCCACGGCUUAAAAGUCUCUAGACAAAAGACUAUGGAUUGGAUAGAUAACAAGGAAUUAAGAAAGUCACAAGGGGCUAUGAACUGAAACGGAUGCCUCAGUUUACUAUCGACGGCUUAAAAAUCUCUAAACAAAGACACUACGAAUUGAACAACGAUGGAUUACGACAGUCUUGAGGCAAAAGACUGAGGAUAAUGAGGGAUUACGAAAGUCUUAUUAAGGCAAAAGACUCUGCAUUGAAACAGAUGCCCCGCUUUACUAAUCACCCACGGCUUAAAAAAAAGUCUCUAAACAAAAGACUAUGGAUUGGAUAGAUAACAAGGAAUUAAGAAAGUCACAAGGGGCUAUUAAUUGAAACGGAGGCCUCAGUUUACUAUCGACGGCUUAAAAAUCUCUAAACAAAGACACUACGAAUUGAACAACGAAAGUCUUAAGGCAAAAGACUGAGGAUAACGAGGGAUUACGAAAGUAUUAAGGCAAAAGACUUUACUUAUCACCCACGGCUUAUAAAAGUCUCUAAGUUGGAUAGAUAACAAGGAAUUAAGAAAGUUACGAGGGACUAUGAAUUGAAACGGAUGCCUCAGUUUACUAUCGACGGCUUAAAAACCUCUAAACAGAUGCCUCAGUUUACUAUCGACGGCUUAAAAAUCUCUAAACAGAUGCCUUAGUUAAAAUAUUCAUGGUCAAGAGUCUUUAGACAAAGACUUAAAAGGCCAAAAAAAAAGACUCUGAACUGGAACUUAACGAGGGAUUAAGAAAGUCUGAAGACAAAGACUAUUAAUUACAAUCAGAUGCCUCACUUUACUACCUACGGCUUAAAAGUCUACUUAGGCAAAGACCAUGAAUUGGAAGAUAACGAAGGGAUUAAGAAGAUAACAGAUUCCCCACUCCACGGCUUACAAAAACUGUAAAGGCAAAGACAAAUUUUUUUGACAAAGACAAUGGGGCAUGAUAGAUGGAAAGAAAAUGACCCGCAAGGCUUAAAAGUCGACAAAGACAGAACAGAGAACUAUGUCUAUGCGAUAACCACAAGGCUGAAAUGUAGAAGAAGACUAUGAGUUUUGAUGGAUAGAACCACCAAUGGCGCUGAAAAGACAAAGACUAUGAUGGAUCAUUUUAGACUUGUCAGAUGGUCAAAACAACCAACGAUUUGCUGCACGGCUUAAAAACCUCUAAACAGAUGCCUCAGUUUAGUACAACCCACGGCUUAAAAAUCUCUAAACAGAUGCCUUAGUUAAAUAUUCAUGGUCAAGAGUCUUUAGACAAAGACUUAAAGGCCAAACAAAAAAGACUAUGAACUGGAAGAUAACGAGGGAUUACGACAGUUUAAGGCAAAGACUAUUAAUUGAAAACAGCCUCCCCCUUUACUACACACAAAGAUUGAACUGGGAGAUGACGAGGGAUUGUCUCAGUUCAAAGACACUAUGAAUUGGAAGAUACUUACAAAAACUCUAAAGGCGAAACAAAUUGGUUGGUUUCACACAGGUAUGAAUUACAAUCAGAUGCCUCACUUUACUACCUACGGCUUGAAAGUCUUUAGACUAUGAAUUGGAAGAUACCAAAGGGAUUAAGAAGGUCUUAAGGCAAAGACUUUGGAUUGAAAACAGAUCCCCCACUUCCACUAUCCACUGCUUACAAAAACUCUAAAGGCAGAGACAAGUUUUUUUGACAAAGACAAUGGGGCAUGAUGGAUGGAAAGAAAAUGACCCGCAAGGCUUAAAGGUCGACAAAGACAGAACUGAGAACUAUGUCUAUGCAAUAACCACAAGGCUUAAAAGUAGAAGAAGGCUAUGAGUUUGGAUGGAUAGAACCACCAAUGGCGCUGAAAAAAAAAAGACUAUGAUGGAUCAUUUUAGACUUGUUAGAUGGUAAAAACAACCAACGAUUUGCUGCUGUAUGGAAAAAAUAAUUCGUAAGGCCAAGACUCUUGACCAAGAUCACGGCUUAUAGGUCUCUAGACAAAGACUAUGGAUCAAUUCAGACCUGUAAAAACAACUAACGAUUUGGUGGAUGGGAAAGAAAAUGACUAAUGGCUUAAAGAAGACCAACCAAUCGUUUCGGUUUAUGUUUCAGACUCUGCCGAGAUUUCAAGUAUUGCAGAGUUCCGUGACAGGUCAGGUGCUUAAAUAAGCAUCCAAAAUAUGAGGAGAUUCAUAAGUGUUCUUAGCUUAUUUCUGUAACAGCUUGAUCUAUAAAGACUAAUGUUGAUUUUCUCAUGUAUGUGUUUUUGUCAUGGACACCAAAGAAAUUUCGAAGUGUCAGCAAAGUUUUGUGAUCAGGUAUUUGAUAUACUAGCCUUUUCUUGAUACAUUGAUAUUAGCACAUAGAAAAGAAAACAAAAACUAAGGGAAACUAAAAAAUUCAGUUUUAACUUCUAAGUGUCGUUUAUAAUUAUAAAAAACUAUGUCUUAUGUAGCUGUCUUUACAAUAUGAUUAUCAUCUUUGAUAUAAUGGGAUUGUAUUGCUAAUAUCCAUUGAUAGAAGAGUUGAUUCUACAUUUGGUAUUGGUACGUUACAUUUUUGUGAAAUGUAUAUAUCGGAGGGUCUCUAUAGAUAUUUUUGAAUGUAUAAGAGAUUCUUGCGGAUUAUGAUAGUAGUUUCUUUGAAGAAUGUAUAUAUAUAUCUCUCUCUUUGACUAGAAAAUACUUAUUAUCUCUGUUUUGAUGUUUGUAUUCUUUUCAUGAAAUGUCUUGAAGUCUUGUAGAUAUUUAUUUUAAUGGAAGAGAGACUCUUGCAGAUUAUGGUAGUAGCUUCUUUGAACCUAGAAUGUAUAUAUUUAUCUCUCGUUGACUAGAAAGUUCUCUGUUUUGAUGUUAUAUUUUAGAGUCUCUUGCAUGAUAAAAGUUUCCUUGAAUCUUUAAUGUAUCUGUUUUUAUGUUUGUAUUGUGUUAGUUGUUAUAAAUUGUACAUGUUGAUUGAGUGGUUUACAAUACAAUGAUUGUAAAUAUCUCUCUCUGUUAUGGUUACUUAUGUUUUUCGUCACUUGCUCUCUUCGGCUUAACAGAGUUGAUGGAGCUUAGAAAUCUAUUAACUUAGUGGUGUAUUUAUUUAAAAUGUGAAAUGGAUAUUUCUAUGUUUGAUAGCACAUAUCUAAAUUUCAAUAUUACCAUCUCCAUUUCUUAGACUCUUUAGUGGAGAGAGUUAAAAACUUUUCAGUAUAUCUAUAUCUUGCACCUUUCAAGAAAAACAUUUUCAUUGUUGUUUGUUUGUUUAAAAUGGACAGUUUGAGUUUUGAUGUUACUUUUGUUGGUAACAUUGUUUGUUGUAUACUUUUGUUUUGUGUUAGAUUAUGAAAUAUGUGACAGUUCUGCAUUUUGGUUACUUAAUUCGGCCAUCUGUUGGUCAUUCUUUGUUAAGACUGAUUGUGAUAUUUUCCUUUCCUUAGUAUGGUCGGAUGAUAACCAUCUUGUUUUAUUUGCAUCCUAAUUCUUGGAAUAGUUGGUAAAUUGAUUGAAAUAUUUCAAGAAUAUUCUUCUUAUAUGUUUUAUCCUAAUUUAUAAUUUAUUUCAAAUUUAGAAUUCAUCUAUAUAUGAUUGAAAUAUUUUAAGAAUAUUAUUCUUAUAUGUUUGUUUGUUUAAAAUAAUCAAUCUAAACUUAUAUGUUAGUUUUGUUGAUAAAACAUUGUUUUCCGUAGAUGAUGAUGAUUGAUGAGAUAUGUCAAAUGAAUACAGAUGCAUUUUGUUUGCAUUAGUUGAUUUUUUUUUAGGAUAUUAUUUUUAUAUGUUUAUCAUAAUUAGUUUAUACCUGGUUCAGAGUUCAUCUAAAUCUUGAAUGUUUCAAACGCUAAUUUCAUUGUUCUAUACUUUGCACUUAUGAUUGAAUUACUAUUAACUGUACAUUCUAAACCACAUUUUGAUUGUAAGUUGUUGUAUCGUUAUUGUUUUUUCGAUUUAUUCGUUGUUUUUAGGUGAAUAGGUAAUGCUGUUUUACAACACUAUACAUAAUACAUUUGUGAAACAUAACUAUACAAACUGAAUUUGUACUUAAGAGAAUAUAUAUAGGCUGCUGGUAGAUAGUUUGUUUGUGUUACGAUGGAGAUACACGACAAAUUGGCCCAUGAACUUUUGCGGUGAAAAUGGGUAACACGACAAUACGAGAGCUAUAUAUAUAUGCGAAUCCAAAUUCUAUAUUAUUAUUGUAAAUCAUGGCACCCAAUUAAUUGGAAACUGUGUUCUCGGUUUUAAAAUCUAGGUUUCUCUAGGUUCAUUUCUCCUUUUAAUCAUUUUAAAAGUGCCGUAAUUUAUUUUUUUUGUAAUAUGUUUGUUACACAUGGCGUUGAAAAUUGGUUCUUAAAUAUGUCUGGUUAACUGGUUAAUAAGCUCGAUUAAUGUCAUUAACUGUUGGUGGUUGAUCCCUAAUCACCUUCGAUUAUGUGCUGAUUUGAGAGAUCAAAAAGACAAAAACUAAGUAGUUUGUGUGCGUUUCUGCACCUAUUACAAUCACAUUAACACGUAAACUAACAGUGUCUAAGAGAUGACUUGGUUGCAUGAAAUUAGAAAAUGUGAUAAAUGGAAACAUGAAAACAAUUUAUUUGUUAGUUUAUUAAAAAGUAAACACGUUGAUCCCUUCAAAACUCUUGAGUCUUGAUGAACUCAAAUGUCUACCAGAGAGUUCCAAACUCACUAUGACGAAUGAUUUUUUUAUUGAACCCUUUUCACUAGAUAUCAAAUUGGAUCUUAGAUCGAUUUCGGCUAAGAUUCGUAACAAUAACUCUUAUCUUCCGUCUAGAAAUAUGUUUUCCGCAUAGUCAAGUUGAAUCUUUAUAACUUGAACGUUAAAAAGUAAUCUCAAGGACAAACUUUUUGUCUUUUUUCUUAAGUUCUUAGUAGUAACUGUUUUGACUAUAAUCAUGCUGCAAGAGUAGGGUUCAUAGGAUGAGACGAGGAAGACAUGUCCAGGUAGAACAUCUAUCUUGAAUGUGACAUAGGUUUGCUCCCUCGCGGUUUUGUUUCUCACAUUCAUCUAUUUUCAAGCAAUAAAGUUUCUCACCUAAUAAUUUUUUUUUUGAAGAUGAAGAGUUUAUGGAAAAGAACGAAACGAUAAGAUAAUAACAGAAGAAUUUACAUGUCUUUAGAUAAUCAUCAUUACCAUCAAUUCACGAGAUAUUGAUUUGCAUUUCAGAAAAUAAUUACUGUGGCAUAAUCAUUCUAGAUCAUGUCUGUAGUAUCACAUCGUCAAUAAACAAAUUUUGAAUAAGAAAAAAAAUAUAUUGCCUAUCUAUAAAAGACAUUUUUUGAACUGUAAUUUUUUUACAUAUCACUAUCUUUUCCAAUCAUUUUACAAUUUUAGCCAUUUUCUCUUGAGCAGCAAUGACAUCUUCUCAAAGGGCAAUCUGGUAAAUUACAGUAUGAGUUGGUACACCAUUGGAUAAAAGAGCCUUGACUUUUGUUGGUAAAAUGUAUUAGAAAUAGAAAUUAUAUUGAAAAUCUCUGCAGCAUAAAAACAAAACUGAAAAUUCCACUUUUGCUCUUCCUCCCUACAACUACAACAAAGAGGAGAGAGACAGAGUACGAUCACUGAAGAAAAUCAAGCGUCCAUCAGUACAAAAGUAGCUGUUACCGGUCACCGGCAAAACCAGUUAUUAAACUCCUCACGUUCCUCCCGUUAAACCGCCAUGUCAGUCGCCGGUUACCCGGGAAACCUCAACCCAUCAGCGCCGGAGUUCUUACCGGCUAACCUACACCCGACUCCCUUCUUUGUUCCGACCAGAAUCUACCUCCCUCUUCCUCCUCCUCCACCACCGUCUUUCCUUCGUUUUCCCCCUAACUUCGCCGGAACUUUUCCUUCUCCCUCUCCUCCUCCUCAUCUUCCCCCGCCAUCUUUAACCCCGACAAGAGCCUUGGUGCUGUUUCCGGUGCCCGCCGACGUCAGUGAAUCAUCUAUCCGGCGAGACCUGGAGGUGUUCGGUGAGGUGCGUGGAGUCCAAAUGGAGAGAGCAGAUGAAGGAAUCGUGACCGUCCAUUUCUACAAUCUGAGACACUCAGAAAGAGCACUGAGGGAGAUACGCGAGCGCCACAUGCAUCAAGAACAGGUCCGUUUUGGUCAUGGUUACACGGCGGCGCGUGGACUCGUCUCCGGACGAAUCGUGUGUGUUCAUUUCGUGUUUCCGCAACUCACGGCGGUUCCCGAAGGGAGCAAUCAAGGGUCGCUAGUGAUUAUGAAUUUGGUACCCACCGUCUCUUGCACAACUCUCCGUCGCAUUUUCCAGGUUUAUGGGGAAGUGAAGGAGGUGAGAGAGACGCCGUUCAAGAGAGAACAGAGAUUCGUUGAGUAUUUCGACGUGAGAGACGCCGCAUUAGCUCUCCAUGAGAUGAACGGAAAAGAUAUCGCCGGGAAACAAAUCAUAAUCCAAUUUAGCCGUCCCGGUGGUUGUAACAGAAAGCACUUCUUCUCUUCACGUUUCAAUAAAAGCUCCCUCUUCAACCACCACCAUCACCCACCACCGCCUUCACCGCCGCACUGUCAUCGCCGGAUAGCUUAUCCGACUGGUCAGUUCGCAAGAAGAGAACCGGUAAAGGUGAAGUCUUUCAACCUGAAUCAUCAACGAUACGAGCAACAACAGAAGAACAUUAACAAUGUGAAACGGUAUAGUAAGAAGAAACCUAGCGAUGAUGAUGGUUACUUCACCAUAAACGAAGACGCCAUUUUCGCCGCCGAGUCUAGGGACGACCGUACCACCGUGAUGAUCAAAAACAUCCCAAACAAGUACACGCAGAAGCUGUUUUUGAAUAUGCUUGACACACAUUGUAAUGACUGUAACCAAAAGAUAAUCAGCGAAGGGAAGAACACGCCUAUGUCGUCAUAUGAUUUCGUCUACCUUCCUAUCGAUUUCAGCAACCAAUGCAAUGUGGGAUAUGGGUUUGUGAACAUGACAACUCCUGAAGCACUGUGGAGGCUUUACAAAGCCUUUCACCAUCAACAAUGGGGAGCCUUCAGAUCUAAAAAGAUUUGUGAGGUCACUUAUGCUCGACUCCAGGGAGUUGAGUCGUUGAAGGAACACUUCAAGAACUCGAGGCUGCCUGGAGUGGAAAUGGAGAAGUGCAUGCCGGUUAUGUUCUCGCCGCCGCGUGACGGGCUGUUGCUGACGGAGCCAACCUCUGUUGUUGUUGCCUUUAGGGAUAAACCAGUGGAAGAUAGCUGUCACUCUCGAGAUGAAACCGACAUAUCUUGUUCGUCUUUCCGACAAGAAGAUUGAUGGAAGUGAUGGUUGUUUGUUUCGGUGAGAGAAUCGAAAACGGCGGCGUUUUGAGAUGACGAAAGCAAAACAGUAGUGAAUUAAUGAUGGUUUCGGCUUUUACGCGGCGAUCUAUAUAAAUAUAGCUCAGCUGUAAGCCUGUAACCAUGUCUUUUCAUCUUCUCUGUCAUCACUCUUCAUUUUUUUUUUUUUUUUUGUUAAACAUUUUUCUUAUUUUCUUUUGGGUUUGUUUGGAUGUUUUAUGUAUAAAUAAACACUCUUUAUUUUCCUUUUUUCU